Molecule: messenger RNA, 1041 nt
Organism: Meyerozyma guilliermondii ATCC 6260
Lineage: Eukaryota; Fungi; Ascomycota; Pichiomycetes; Serinales; Debaryomycetaceae
Product: FAD-dependent oxidoreductase
Exons: 1
Coding region: 1-1041 (346 amino acids)
Molecular function (GO): D-amino-acid oxidase activity; FAD binding
Source: RefSeq, a predicted model, not a curated record
AUGGAUAAAGAAUACGUUAUAUUAGGGUAUGUGAGCCACCCCUUGUCAUACGAGACAAUACUAACCUUUAGUGCUGGUGUAAUCGGCCUUUACACUUGCUACUCAUUGAUUGAAAAAGGAGUGGCUGCGAAAAAUAUUGAAAUUGUUGCACAGCAUCUACCUGGAGACACUUCGAAAUUAUACACAUCCCCCUGGGCAGGAGGAAACUUCUCGUGUAUUUCGCCUGACGAUGCUGGAACGUUAAAGUAUGACAAAUUCACAUACACGAAUUUGGGCAAAUUGUUCAAAAAAUUGGGACCCAAUUGUGGCCUUGCAAAACUUCCAACCACGGAGAUGUGGGACUUUGAACCAUCACAAGCCAAGAUUGACUCAAUUUCCGGCUACCUUGAAAAUUUUACGAUCAUUCCUGAGAAAGACUUGAAGGGCAAAAAGUUUGGGGUGAAAUACACAACUUGGAACUUCAACUGUCCGAAAUUCAUCCAACAUUUUCAUCAGUAUUUGCUGCUGUUGGGUGUUACAUUUACCAGAAAGUCUUUAACUAGCUUGUCAGAAGCAACUUCGAGCUCCACCAUAGUCUUGUUCAACUGUAGUGGAAUCGGAGCCUAUUAUCUUACCAAAGACGAAAAGGUAUUUCCAGUGAGAGGUCAAGUAUUGGUGAUUGAUGCUCCUCAUAUCAAGGAAAACAGAAUGUUUUGGGGAACUGACUCUGCCACUUAUAUCAUCCCGAGACCAGAUUCAACCGAAGUAGUUCUUGGUGGAUUUGUACAAAGUGGUAACUGGUCGGGUGACACUCUCAAGACAGAAACCGAAGAUAUUGUACAAAGAACCACGGCAUUGUUUCCAGAAACCGCCAAUAUGAGAGUAUUGAGAGUAGCCACUGGUUUGAGACCAUACAGGGAAGGUGGUGUUAGAAUUGAAAAGCAAACCAUUGGAUCAGUUGUAAUUAUACACAAUUAUGGAGCUGGAGGGUACGGGUAUCAGGCAGGAUUGGGAAUGGCGGACCAUGCCACAGCACUUCAUUUGGACCAAGCCAAAUUGUAA